This is a messenger RNA of Triplophysa dalaica, 1826 nucleotides long. RefSeq names its product ovochymase 1 (gene ovch1). The transcript is spliced from 12 exons. The coding region runs from base 150 to 1808 and encodes 552 amino acids. Gene Ontology annotation, molecular function: serine-type endopeptidase activity. The record is from RefSeq and is a predicted model, not a curated record. NCBI's taxonomy places the organism in Eukaryota, Metazoa, Chordata, Actinopteri, Cypriniformes, Nemacheilidae. Gene Ontology annotation, biological process: proteolysis.
CACGUCGGUCAGUAUGCGCAGCGGAGCGUGAAGAGCAGACCUAAUUACUCGCUGAUUGUGUUUCACAGGUGUCAGUGGAUCUCUUCGCAUCUCCAUCUGGAACUUAUCGUCUGCAGUUCUUCUUCCAUUUUAAACUAGCGUUUGUGAACAUGUGUUUAAACUAUUUAUUCAUUUUAAUCUUCUGUCUAAAUUUGUGUAAUGCCGAUCCUGAAACUAAUAGUGAUGUGAGCCUGUCCACUGAGACGGAUUGUAUUUUUGACAAGGGCUGUCAUGAAAUGGCUGGUAAGCGUGCAUUCAUCAGAGAGCAGGAUGAGGAGGAGAGUCGGAUUAUAGGUGGGCAAGAGGCGUGGGCACAUUCCUGGCCCUGGCAGGUGUCACUGCAGUACUCUGACUUGCCAGCCUGCGGUGGAGCCAUCCUUGACCGGUACUGGGUUGUCACGGCCAGCCACUGCUUCAGACGUUACAAAAAGGCGUCGCUAUGGACUGUAGUGGUCGGAAGACACGAUUUAGAGAAUGCCAAUGAAUCCUGCCAUCGAAAUGUAAAGGUGGAAAAAAUCUUUUCUCAUGAGAACUACAUCCAGAAGACAAAUGAGAAUGAUGUCGCGCUGCUGAAACUGCAGAAUCCACUGAUGUUUAAUGAGUGUGUGAGACCAGUGGCCAUCUGGAACGGUGAUGUGCCGUCUGAGGAAACAUGUGCUGUCACUGGCUGGGGUGCCAUUAGAGAAAAUGGUCCUCGUGCCUUCAAACUCCAAGAGGUCAACGUAACGGUUUUUAAUCCGGAGACAUGUAGACAGUUGUUCGGAGGAAAAAUGCACGCAUUUAUGAUGUGCGCAGGGGCGGAUGCAGGCGGAAUGGAUGCUUGUCAGGGGGACUCUGGUGGUCCGCUUUCCUGCUUCACAGGCGAGAGGUACACGCUCGCUGGGGUGGUCAGCUGGGGGGUCGGGUGCGGUCGGGCCCAAAAACCAGGGGUCUACACCAAACUUUUCCAUUACAAACAAUGGAUUAAUUCCACAAUACAUGGUGAACUGAAUCCAGCCGACUCUGGAAUGGAAUCAACUGCUCAUUGUGGGCAGGCCAAGGUGGACCCCUGCCAACUGCCCAAUGGCUUGGCACAGGUGGUUCCCGUUGAGGACGGAACAUUUAAGGUGGACAAUGUAAGCGAAGCGUGUCCUCACUCUUGGCCGUGGCAUGUCAGCCUGCAAAGCCACGACCUGCAUUACUGUAGCGGUGUCCUCCUUCACCACAGCUGGGUACUGGCACCUCGCCACUGCGUUGCCAAGGUUGGAGAUACUGUGUUUUUAGGGGCUCAUGACCUCAACUUCAUGUCUGGCCAGACCUCAGCUGUAAAAAGCGUGCAGAGUCUGGACAGCGACAGCAGCUUCCCACUUAUGUCUGACCUCUCCAUGAUCCAUCUAACCGUCCCAGCUCGAAUAGGACCAACAAUAUUCCCGGUGUGCAUGAUGGAAAAAGAUGAUCAAAUGGUCGGUGAGGAAGAAUGGUCUUGUGUGACGACAGGUUGGGGGCCAAGAAAAGCUACAUUGGACCUGAACCCUGAUAUUCUGCACAUGGCCAGGGUGAAAUUACUUUCUGAGAAUGUCUGCAAAGCCGGCUGGGGAGAAAUCGUUGCCAAGAAAUCUCUUCUAUGCACGGACGCAGCAGCAUCCACCUCCUGCUUGGUACUGUUUGUUAGUCAUUUCAGUCUGUUUUUAAUAUUAAACACUCACAAUUUAUUGCACACAUUUUGCAGGGCGACUCGGGUGCACCUCUUGUGUGUCAGAAAAAUGGGCUGUACUACCUUGUUGGACUGACGACAUGGGGAGGCAAGA